AAAUAAUAUGACGAUGAAGAAAAUAAAAUACAAAAAAAAUGAAAUUUACAGAGUUGAACGACCGACCACUGCCGCUUCCCUCCUCUUUUUCCUCUUUCCUCAUUCAUUAGAUCCAUCUUUUCUGUAUUCCAUUUCCGAUCUGGGUUUGUUUGAAAUAAAAAUAUACGAUUUGAAAUCAGAUGGCCGCUCCGCCCGCCAGAGCACGAGCCGAUUAUGACUGCCUCAUCAAGCUUCUCUUGAUCGGUGAUAGCGGUGUGGGUAAGAGUUGCCUUCUAUUACGUUUUUCAGAUGGUUCUUUCACCACCAGUUUCAUCACUACGAUUGGGAUUGAUUUUAAGAUAAGAACUAUUGAGCUUGAUGGUAAAAGAAUCAAACUGCAAAUAUGGGAUACUGCUGGACAAGAGCGAUUUCGUACUAUUACAACUGCUUACUAUCGUGGAGCAAUGGGUAUAUUGCUGGUGUAUGAUGUUACUGAUGAGGCAUCUUUCAACAAUAUCAGGAAUUGGAUCAGAAACAUCGAACAACACGCCUCUGAUAACGUCAACAAGAUAUUGGUGGGAAACAAAGCUGAUAUGGAUGAAAGCAAAAGGGCUGUUCCUACCUCCAAGGGUCAAGCACUAGCUGAUGAAUAUGGAAUCAAAUUUUUUGAGACUAGUGCUAAGACAAACAUGAACGUAGAGGAGGUUUUCUUCUCAAUCGCCAGGGACAUAAAGCAAAGACUCGCGGACUCUGACUCAAAGGCUGAGCCUCAGACUAUAAAGAUAAACCAACCAGACCAUAACGGUGGGGCUGCUCAAGCUUCUCAAAAAUCAGCUUGCUGUGGUUAAGAUAGUGUGGGCAGUGAUCCCCUUAGUCGAUCAAUUUGUUAUGACAAUAUUGGUAUUGCUUGUAUUUGCUAUCCCUCAAUUUUUUCAGAUGCUAAUAUUAUUUUUUUCUUCUCA
Messenger RNA from Salvia hispanica, 941 nucleotides. Its product is annotated as ras-related protein RABE1a-like. NCBI's taxonomy places the organism in Eukaryota, Viridiplantae, Streptophyta, Magnoliopsida, Lamiales, Lamiaceae. Gene Ontology annotation, molecular function: GTPase activity; GTP binding. The record is from RefSeq and is a predicted model, not a curated record.